This is a messenger RNA of Caenorhabditis bovis, 1749 nucleotides long. The record is from the annotation of a GenBank genome assembly. NCBI's taxonomy places the organism in Eukaryota, Metazoa, Nematoda, Chromadorea, Rhabditida, Rhabditidae.
AUGGAAUUAAGUUUAAUUCUUAAUCUACAAGAUCACGAAGGAUCUUCCCAUCGCAAAAAGCCAUUAAAUUUUGAUAAAGAGACCUCAGUCGAGCAAUUGAGCAAGGCGAUCAAUUCUUUAUGGAACAUCGACGAGAAAUAUCAAGAACUUUUUUUUAAUGGCCAACAGAUUCUUUCUCUUAAAUCAACGCUUCAAGAUAUCGGUGUCAAGGAUGACGAUGAAAUUGUUGUAAAACAUGCAGAUCUUCCAUGGUGGAACGAGUACAAACGCUGUGUUGAGCAAGUGUUGAAGCAGCGCUCGGACAAAGUUGAAAUGGCAAAAGAAGCUGUCCAAUAUUAUGAACGUUUAACCAAAAGCGGAUUCUUCUAUGUCUACGCCCAAUUCAACAUUUUUCGAAGCCAGAAUCAUACUAAAGUCGCUGCUUGGACCGAUGGUGACGUGGGAUUGAUUCGUAAAGCGACGGAGCAGUAUUUCCACAACCUCCAUGAUCAGAAGAGAGGAAAUGAAGAUUCCAAAUUCACUUGUUAUUUUGAAGAACGAGACGCGGACUUAGGAGGAAGGCCAACGAACACACUUGCUUUUGUCCAGAUUCAUGGAGAAGAUUCGGUUUCGAAGUACAACAUUAAAUGCCAUCAUUAUGACCCAAAAGGCUCGAGCUCAGGAAAGGUGCCGGACGUCUCCGAAUUCUAUUGCUAUAAAUUAUUAUCAUCAAUCGGUGUCUGCCCCAAAUCUCAUAUUAUCCCUCCUUGUAUAUCGACUGGAACCAAAACAAGCACAUACAUUGCUACUCAAUGGGACGACAGAUUUGAGCUUCUUGAAAACGUUAUUGAUGGGAACAGCCUUUGCGCGGAUGUCGUUGUUCAGUUGGUUAUGCUUAGAGUGCUCCUAUUCAUUUCUGAUCUACAUGAACAGAACUGCGGAAGGUGGAAAGGGACACAGCACGCCGCAAUUGUUGACUUUGCCCCUACAAACGAUUUCAAGAUUUAUCCAGAUAUCAAAAGCGAACUCAUCACAACUUUUCCACACAAAGGAUGGGAAAAACAAUAUUCUGCUGUGAAAAAUCAACACGACGACAACUCCUGGUUGAUGAUCGCAAAGGUGUAUUUGGAUAAGAUUCCAGACGUUUCCGGAGCACAUCCGACACCGCUUCACUCCGAGGAGGAACGGCCAAAAAUGCCACAUUUCCAUAAAUGGAGAUGUGAUCAACUGUCUUGUCGGUACGUUUUCUUCAUUUUUCUAAUUUCAAAAAUAUCUGACCAUAAGUUCGACGUCAUAACUGGUGUUAUGACUAAGUAUUCGAAGCAAGCUGUUGAACUGUUCAAGGAUUUUGUGGAAGCGACAACGACUGACGUGCGAGCAAGUUGGCAUGAGUAUGAAGCAUUGACGAAGAGGUCGUGUGGAAAAAACUGGCGAUUUCGAAGCGAGCUACCUGCGUUUGGUAAAAUUAAUGUUAGUCGGAUUUCACAUGGAGAUCGUCUUGUAGUCAAGAAGGUGACUGCUGAUAAUGGUCUCGUCGUAACAUUCCAAGGAAUUCGAAAAUGCACCAAUCCCGAGUGCAUCGAUGAGGGCGCCAUGGGCAUCAACGGGGACGCUGUGGAAAAAUUGGUGAAGGCGCAACUUCAUGUUUAUUGCGACGAAUGUGGAAAAGAAGCAGUGGACAUCGUGCGACUCACUGUUGGAACAUACAAUAUGCACUUUUCCAUUUGUCCAGUUGAGUUGGGAAUUAUUGUGAAGAUUUUGACGCUCUAA